Messenger RNA from Miscanthus lutarioriparius, 3039 nucleotides. The record is from the annotation of a GenBank genome assembly. NCBI's taxonomy places the organism in Eukaryota, Viridiplantae, Streptophyta, Magnoliopsida, Poales, Poaceae.
AUGGAGAGCGCCCACAAGAGCGGAGGCGGAAGCACGCCCGGAGCGGGAGCCGGAGCCGGAGCCGAAGGGGAGGGCGUUCUGUGCCACGCGUGUGGGUACCAGUACCCGAACGGGCACCCGAGCGCCAAGCAGCGGCGCGCGCACCGGAAGCACUGCGGCAAGCCGACGUCCGCCGCCGCCGCGGCGGAGGAGGGGGCCGGGGAGAACGACGGCAGCGAGCUGCUUCUAGGUGAGGGCGGAGCAGGCGCGGGAGCCGAUGGGAAUGGAGCUGGCGCGACGGAAUGCGGCGGUGGUUCGCCUGGAUCUGCGCACGAGCCUGGGGAUGCGGUGGAGGGAGGAGGGGACAGUGCAGGUGCCGGUGCAGAUCCUUCAGGUAAUGGUGCUGGGCAUCAAGUCAUUGGAGAUAAAUCUGCUGAAGAUUGCCUCAUCAGUAGCAGUAAUAUUCCUUCUGAAAUCACUUCUGAGGCCAGCAGGACUGAUGAUGAUACUCUGACUACAGUGGCUACACGGUACUCUGAAAAAGGAUCACCUAUUGAGGAUGAGGAUCCAUCUGAUCUAGCAGUUACUUCUGAACAGCUCCAGGAUGUUCCCACUUCUGUUGUUUUACCAGAGCCUGAAGACCCUGCAAAGUUCGGUUCUGAAAUCUCUGAAAAUGAAAUACAGAACUCGAGUAUUGUGCCUCUGGAAUCAGAUGCAGCUGGAGGUGGAACUUCUGAACUGACGAGUGAUGUAGUCAGACAGCAUGAUGGGGUUGCUGUGACUGGGGAAGGUGGUAUGAUCAACACCAUAGGUGAAAGUAAAUCUAGUGAGGGAAAAUCUGUGCAAGGUGACGAGCUUGGUCUCUCAUGUCAAGAUAUUCUACAGACUGAGAUUGGUGAGGGGCACAGUAGCACUGUAGUGGAGGAAGAUUCAGGUGACAAGAAUCCUACUGCAAGUAACAGCGAAGAAAUCCUGAGCGACGAAACUGAACCAAAACAGCAAAGCAAGCAUGAGUUAACUGAAUCAUUUGAGAAAGUUCCUAACAUUGAGCCUGUUGAGUCUUCUGCUGAGAAAUCUGUUGGUACAGAUGAUGACUUGCUUCAACUUGGUAAAGAUGGUUGCCACUCAGAGAUACCUGAUGAUAUCAAAGCUCAGCAGCAACCUGACUCUACCUCUGGAAUGGCAGAUCAUCUGGCAAUCUCCAAAGGGGCUGACAAUGUUGAAGGACAGCAUGAUCCUACAACAGAUGAAAGCAUCGGAGCAAUAUCAAGUACAUUUGGACCUGCUGUUGGUGCCACAGCUAACCUUACAGAGGAUGUUUGUUCGUCUGGCAUAACAAUGGAUGACAGCAUGCAGGAAAAUGUGGCAAGUGGUACUCUCGUACCAUCUCUAGUUGAUGUAGUGGAUUUGAUUCCUUCUGCUACAGCACAUGUGGUCGGUAGUAUAAAUGACGUUGACGAAAAGAGUCAGAAUGAAAAAAGCAGUACAGACCUUGUUUCAUAUGAGGUAAAAGAGAUGGUUAUCAAGGAUAACUUUGAAGAAAAACAGCAGAACAAAGAUGUCAUUGUAGAUCCUGCUCCUCAUGAAGCCGAUUCUUUUCCUAGUACUGAUAAUCACAGGGAAAAUGAGCAGAAUGAAGAAAGUAUUGGAGACACCACUUCUUACAAGAUAAGUGCUGUACAAAGCAUGAGUAGUACUGAAGAAAAGGAACAGAUUGAAGAAUUCAUUGCGAAUCUGGCUUCUGAAGAGAUCAAUGUUACAAGUAACAGAGACAUGGUUGAGCAGCAGGAUGAGAAUGAUGUAAAAACAAACCAUGAAAUAGACGUGGCACGCAGCACAGAAGCUACUGGAGAAAAUAAUGCUACUGCUGGUGAGAGUAACGUGGGAACCAUCACAGAUGUUGUUGAAGACAAAAUGCCUAAUGAAGAAAUUACUUCAGGCACACUCUCUCUUAACAUCGCAGACAGCAGCAUUAAUGAGUUAAAGAUGCAUAACGAAGAAGUUAACGAGGGCCUAGGUUCUCAUGAUGAUAUUGUGGUACAUGGCCCUGAUAAUGUCAAAGAGCAGAUGUACGAAGAGACUACGUCAGGUCCCACCUUAGACAAGUUUAGUUUGCUUACCUCUACUGACAGUCCUGAAGAGAAGAAGAAUGAAAACACAAGUGUAGACCCUAUUUCACACGAGACCAAUGUGGCACAAACCAGUGAUGGUGUUGAUGAAGAGAAGAUCGGGAGCCUGCUCAUAAGCGAUGCUGAAGACAAGAAACCGAGUGAAGAAACUACAGCAGAUCCUAGACCUGUUGAAAACACCACAACAACACGAGGCACAGAGGAUGCGGAAAGCAGCAAGCAGAAUGAAAACACUACCAGCAUAGGCAAUGCUGAAGACAAGAAGCUGGGUGAAGAAACUACAACAGAUCCUAGACCCGUUGAAAACACCACAACACAAGGCUUUGAGGAUGCAGAAAGCGGCAAGCAGAAUGAAAACACUACCAGCAUAGGCAACGCUGAAGACAAGAAGCAGAGUGAAGAAACUACAGCGGAUCCUAGAUCUGUUGAGAACGCCACAACACAAGGCACAGAGGAUGCAGAAAGCAGCAAGCAUAAUGAAAACACCACCACUACAGAUGAAACCGCUGAAGUGGCACAGAACACAAAUGUCAUCGAAGAAAGGGAGACGAUGGAAGAUACAGCCUCAAAGGAGAUCAGCACCAUAGAAACAACAGAUGACCUGAAGGGAGCUACUGAUCAGAACGAAGAGAUAGCCGACAAGGAAAUGGUCACCGACUCAGACAAGAACCACGUCUCGUUGAAGGUCCUCCUCGCGGACAAGAACGUGGAAACCAAAGAGAAGGAGAAGAAGGCGAGCACCAAGGACCGGGUACUGUCGUUCAGGCGCCGGGUAUCCAAAGACAAUGCGUCGCCGGUGAAGCCAGGUUCGCCCAAAGACGGUUCAGGGCAGCAGGACUGGAACUCUCCCGCCAGGUUGCCUGUUGAGAAGAAACCCAAGGGAAGGAAACAGCAGUGGGUACCGUUCAUUUGCUGCUCGUCGGUACAGUAA